AGUAUUGGCGAUGGCGGCGGCGGCGGAGGUUUCCCCGGAGCGGCUGGCCGAGGUGGAGGCUCUGCUGGCGCAGCGGGUCUCGGAGCCGGUGCGGGCGCGGUGGCGCUGGGAGGUCAACCUGGGCAAGCCGAACCUCCAGCGGUUCCGGGCGCAGCUGAGCGAGGCCCGGCGAGGCAGGGACGCCCUGCUGGCCCGGGACGCGGCGCUCUCGGAGGCGGAGCAGCAGCGGCUCCAGGGCUUCUUGAGGCUGGAGAUGGCGCUGCUCCGCUGGUUCCAGGCGCGCGGGGAGCGCGAGGCAGCCCGGCGGGCCCGGCGGAGAAAGCCCGGCGUCGGUACGAGUGGAGCGGCCGCGCCUGACGCGGGAAGCGAAGGAUCUGCGGCGGCGCCGGCCCUGGCGAAGGAGGCGGCGCCGAUCGAGGACAAAGAGUCGCCGAGCCCGCCGAUGCCGGCCGAGCCAGCAGCUGCAGCGACGACUUCGGUGGAGAAGGUGGCGGCUCUGCGGGAGGCUCUGCUGGGCGUGGUGGCGGAGCUGGAGGCGGCCGAGGGCCGGGGGCGGCCGGUGCGCGCUGCGCGGAAGCUGGAGGUGGCCCUGGCGGCGUUCUUGGACGACCGGCUUUGGGAGAGCCUGCGGGAGCUGGGCCGGGCGGUGCGGAAGGAAGGGCGCGCCCGGGCUCGGCAGCUGCUGGCCUUGCGGGAGGCCCUGGAGGAAGAAGGCUGGGCCGAGAGCUCUGAGGCGCUGCGGAGGGAGCUGGAGGGGCUGCGGACUGGCCUGCGGGAGGCGACACUGGAAGGACUGCAGCCGAUGCUGGAAAAGGCGGAGGCGCUGCUGCGGAAGACGGACUGCUGGGAGGUGGCCUGCCUGGAGAAGGGGUUGUGGGCCGGCCCACUGGAGGAGGCCGAGGAGGCCCGGAGAGAAGCCAAAACCUUUCGCCAAACCCUCCAGCAGGUGCCGCUGGGGCAAGGUGAGGCGGCCCUCCGUAGAGCUGGCCAGGAGGCACCUGUGAAGGAGGCCCAUCUCCUGUGGGAGAAAGCGGCGGCCCUGGAGACACAGGCACUGGCCUUCUGGUCUGAGACGCUGAAGCAGGCAGAGGAGCUGCUGGCCCGGGUGGAUUCCCUGAGGAGCGCCCUGCAGAACUCCUCCCUGAAGGAAGCCCUCUGGGAGAAGGUGGAGGAGCUGCGGGAUGCUUUGCGGGAAACCACCAGGGAGAAGGUUGGCCUCCUGCCCUUGGACAUGUGGGGCAAGAACCCGCGGGAAAUGUGCAGCCGUCUCCAUCAGCUCUGCCGGGAUUGGCUGCAGCCAGAGAAGAAGACCAAGGCGCAAAUGCUGGACCUGGUGAUCCUGGAGCAGCUGCUGGCCGUGCUUCCUGCAGAGAUGGCCAACUGGGUACGGGAGUGUGGUGCGGAGACCAGCGCCCAGGCGGUGGCCCUGGCCGAAGGCUUCCUGUUGAGCCAGGCAGAGAAGCAGCAGCAGGAAGAGCUGCAGGUACGUCAGGUGCAGCAGUCCUUUCUGGAGACCAUCCCCAGGCAUCCUAAACGGAGGAAGGAUCUGUCAGAGGUGUCUCAAGAGCUGCCUUUCAGGGGGAUCCCUCAAGAAGAUCCAAAUUGGGACACCUCAGAAGGAUCAUCACCUUUUCCUGGUGGAACUGAAAGAGUGGCUGAACCUCCAGUUCAGGGUCUUGUAUCUUUUGAGGAGGUGGCUGUGUGUUUCUCCAAGGAAGAGUGGACUCAGCUGGAUCCCCGCCAAAAAGCCCUCCAUGGGGAAGUCAUGAGGGAGAACCUGAGGAAUGUGGCCUCUGUGGAUACUGUUGGGCAAGAGAACACGUGCUAUAGGCAAAUAUUAGAAGCUCUCAGACGCAAAGAAGGAAGAGACCAAACGGAACUAAAAAGUCACGAGAGAAACCAGUCAAAGUAUGGAAGCAGAAAGUUUUCUGCUUUUCAGUGUGAUGAAUUUCAAGACAGAGCAGCCCUGCACCUUUCCAAAGGAAAAAGGACAAAGUGUUUUGGGAAAAGUGUGAAAACGUUCAGAGAAAAAUUAGAUUUAAAUGAACAUGAUCAAACCCCCACUAAAGAAGAAGAGGAUCAGAACAGGGAAGGUGAAAAAAGUUACAGCUGGACUUUCAUUCUUUCUUUGCGUGAUAGAAUCAACAUGGGGGAGAAACCCUACAAAUGUAGGGAGUGUGGGAAGAACUUCAGGAGCAGCAGCCAGGUUACUUCCCAUAGGAGGAUCCACACAGGGGAGAAACCCUAUAAAUGCCUGGAGUGUGGGAAGAGCUUCAGCUGGAGCAAUGACCUGACUUGCCAUAAAAGGAUCCACACAGGGGAAAAACUUUAUAAGUGCUCUGAAUGUGGGAGGAGCUUCAGGAGGAACAGUCAGCUUGCUUACCAUAAAAGACUCCAUGCGGGAGAAAAACCGUACAAGUGCAUGGAGUGUGGGAAGAACUUCCUAUGGAGCUACCAGCUCACUUCCCACAAAAUGAUCCACACAGGAGAGAAACCCUAUAAAUGUCUGGAGUGUGGGAAGAGCUUCAGGAGGAGCAGCGAACUGACUUCCCACAGAAGGAUCCACACCGGGGAGAGGCCUUAUAAAUGCCUGGAGUGCGGAAGGGAUUUCAGGGGAAGCAGUGAGCUGACCUCCCACAGGAGGGUCCACACAGGAGAAAAACCUUAUAAAUGCAUAGAAUGUGGGAGGACCUUCAGAAGAAACAGCCAGCUUGCUUACCAUAAAAGACUCCAUUCGGGAGAGAAACUAUACAAGUGUAUGGAGUGUGGGAAAAACUUCUUCUGGAGCUAUCAGCUGGCUUCCCAUAAAAUGAUCCACACAGGAGAGAAGCCAUAUAAAUGCAUAGAAUGUGGGAAGAGCUUCAGAGGCAGCCGUGAGCUUUCUUCCCAUAAAAGGAUCCACACAUUAGAAGAAUUACACAAAUGCUUGGGAUGUGGAAAAGCCUUCAGGAGCAGCACUGAGCUCACUUCCCAUAGGAAAAUCCACCCGAGAGAGAGACCAUAUAUAUGUAUGGAGUGUGGAAAAAGCUUCUCUUGGAGUUCUCAGCUUACGUCCCACAAAAGGAUUCAUUCCGGUGAGAAUCCAUAUAAAUGCGUAGAGUGUGGGAAAAGUUUUGGGGAAAAUAGUGAACUUACUUCCCAUAAAACGAUCCACUUAGGCGAGAGACCAUAUAAAUGUAUGAAAUGUGGAAAGAGCUUCAGAAGGAACAGCCAGCUUACCUGCCAUAGGAGAAUCCACACAGGGGAAAAGCCAUUUAAGUGUGCAGUGUGUGGAAAAAGCUUCCGUCAAAGCAGCCACCUCCUUUCCCAUAAAAACAUCCAUACAGGAGAGAAACCAUAUCAAUGCAUGGAAUGUGGGAAGACCUUCAAGAGGAGCAGUGAACUCAUGUCCCAUAAAAGGAUCCACAUGGGGGAGAAGCCAUAGGAAUGAGUGGACGUUUAGCAAGAGCAGCACCCUUGCUUCACAUAAAGGAUUCAGACAUACACGUGUGGAUUGCAGGGAGAGCUUCAGUGAAGCAGGCAGCUUCCCUCCUAUGCAAACAUCCCCUCUAGUGGGAUUGCCUAAACUAGACUUACCUGGUUCUUUUUAUGCACACCUUGUCGUCUUGGUAUCAACAACAAUAACAACAAAAUCUGAGUCAUGAAUCCUGGCUGCCCUAAGCCUGAUUUUUGCCAAAACCUGAAACCUACAGUCACAAGAGAGAAUGAAUUUACUGGGUGGGGGAAGAUUUCUAACAAUAGGGGUGGGCAGUUUAUAUAAGAGGAAUCGGCUUUGAAUGGGCUUUUGCCAUAUUAAUGUGUCAACACUGUUGCACCCCCCAAAAAAUAAUAAUAAUACAGUGAUUUAGUUUAUGCUUUGUGUUUAUGAUGUUCUCAAUCUCAGUUGUUUUGACACCCAACAUACAGAAUUCAGGUAAUCCUCAAUUUAUGACCACACCUGGGAUCAGAAUUUCCAUUGCUAAGCAAGGCAGUUGUUAAAUGAGUUGUGCCCAAUUUUACAACUUUUUUUUGCCACCCUAAAAAAAAAAAACAGUUGUUGAGUGAAAUGUGGUUUUUAAGUGAAUCCUGGCUUCCCCCAUUAUCUUUGCUUGUCAGAAGCUGGUGAACUGAUGUCCCCAGGAUACUGUAGCUGCCAUGAAUACUUGCUGCUUGCCAAGUGCCCAGAGUUUGAUUCUGUGACUAUGAGGAUGCUGAUGACUCUAAAUAUGAGGACCAGUGUUGUAAAUCACAUUUUUUCAGUGCCCUUAUAACUUUAAACCAUUGAUAAACAAAUGAUUAUACAUUGAAGACUAUCUGCAUGAGAAACAAGCAGUGUGAACUUAAUAUUCUAAUACAGAAAGGCAAAUAAGUUGGUCACUGGCAUCACUAAAACUUGGUGGGAUGACAACUAUGAUUGGCAUAUAGUUUUGGAAGACAGCAACUUAGGAAAUAAUGUCAGCAAAAGUGAAUCUUACACUGUACAUUGAAGGAAUAUGCUUGCGCCAGGGGUAGGUUCUACUUUCACUACCAGUUCGCAACGGGAGUGUGCGCUUCUGUGCAUGCUCAGAAGCUUCUGCAUAUACGCAGAUCGUAUUUGAUGGCGUCCGGGUGGGUGGGCGGAGCCUCCUGCUGCCGUUUCUAUUGGUUCACAAGAACCGAACCGGUAGCAACCCACCACUGGCCUGCACACAGGUUCACUGAUGAAAACGUGAAUUCUGUUAAAGAGUGGGCAAAAGUAAAAUCAAAGAAAUGGAAGUGAUAAUUCUCAAUAGACCAUCUGGGAGGCAGAAUAUCUGGGCAAGGACUUCUGGUGUCAGGUCUCCAAAGUUUAUAAGAGGCACCUCAUAGCAAUUGAGAUGAUUUCAGCCACUCUGACAUCUGGUGGAAUUCUAAUUCUGUUGAGAGUCAGAAGGUUCCUCCUCUCUGGUUGACGACUUCAGAAAAGGGAUAAAGGGAUCUGCUCUCAAUCCAAUGCUUACCAAUAGAGAGACAGCUAGAAGUGAAGAUGGAUGGAUUCUGGGGGGAAGCGACCAUAUUUCUCGAGUUCUUGAUACCAAGAGGAGGAAGAAUGGAAAAGAACCAGUGUUUUCACGCUGAGCUUCAGAAGAGUGGAUUAGAUCCAAGGCCAUGAACAAGGGAAGGUCAGGAAAUUCUGCAGAAGAAUAUAUUGAAGGCGAUGUGGUAGACCUUCAAAGAUGCUCAGCUUUCUAUAAAUGCUGGAAGGAAAAAAAGAAAUCUAUGUUCAAACUGAAGGAGUGGGAUUGUUCCUGUAUGUAAAGAAAAGUGUGUGCUCUGGAGCAGCGGUCACCAACUGGUGGUCCAUGGACCCACUGGUGGUCCGUGAGAAAAUUGUGGUGGUCUGCAGAAAAUUUAUCUGCAUUGUUUAUAUUGCACUAAAUCGGGGGUUCUCAAAUUACGGCCCAUGGGCUGGAUACAUGCAAUGAAUGCUUGUGUUGCUGCAGAGUCUCCCCCUUUUUGUGCAGGUCAUAGGAGGGCAGAAAUUCUGACUUGGGGUCUGCUUCAGCCUCUAGAUGUGUGGCUUUGGAGUGAAGGCUGGAGGGAAGUGCCACUGGUGGUGAAGAGCCAGAGGGCCAUGUUCCAGUGGGACUGCAUCAUGGCCUAGAACUGGCUGACCAUCUCAGCCUGCUGAGCCUCCGUGGGCCGGUAACUGGCCUCGCACUCCCGCAGGUCUUCCCUCUGCUUGGAAAGCCUAUGCUCAUAGUCCUCAGUGAGGUGCUUCUGCUGAGCCGCCUCGGUCAGAUCCAAUUUGAAUUGAGCCAGCUGUUUAGCCAACUCUCUCAUGGUGGCUGCUUAGCUCUAACAACUGCUUCCUGUUGGGGCAGUAAGGAGCCUGGGCAGGCAGGCAAAGAGGGGCUGGGAGGAGAGGGAUGAGAAGCGGCCAGCGAGGUGCCCCUCAACGUGAGUGACAUUGAGUUGACCACACCUACCCAGUCACAUGACCACCUAGCCAUGCCCAUCUAGCCAGUCAUUAGGCAGAUCAUAUUAGUGAUCCAUGGGAUUUAAAAUUAUGAAGUUAGUGGUCCCUGAGGUCCGAAAGGUUGGUGAGGCUUGCUCUGGAGCAAGGAAUCUGGAAAGGAUCUUCUUUAAGGAGCGCAUAGGGUAUAGGCCAGGGUGGGAGAACACUUUUUACUUAAGAGUGUUCCCAUUUUGAAGCAGCAGCAACAACACACACACAGCCAGAAUUUCUUUCCCUUCCUCAUACAAUGCACUGUCCAGUAGAAGCUCUGGUCACAAAUGCUUCCGACCACAACCAAAUUGGGUUCUGACCAAAAAAAUUCACAAUUUUUUUUUCCUGUGGUCGAUUUCCUCUUCCGUGCCUUUUUUAUUUGUAAGCACCAAAUAUCCAAAAUUAGGUUCGGGUGACGACCAAAUCGGGUUGCAAACAGCUACGGAAUGAAUUUGGUCGUGACCAGCGGUUCUACUGUACCCAGAUUUUAGCCAAUAUUAUUGUCUUUGCUUUGGGAUAAAUAUUUUGUAGUAGUUGCAUUUUCUGUUGUUAUUUGCGUAGGGCAGGAAUAAUUGGGCAAGAAAUUCAUUAUAAUUUUUUUCUUAUAACUUGUAAAUGAAUAACCCACCAAGUAAACAAGUUUUGGGAGGAGUUUA
Pantherophis guttatus is the source of this 6603-nucleotide messenger RNA. RefSeq lists its product as uncharacterized. Gene Ontology annotation, biological process: regulation of transcription by RNA polymerase II. Gene Ontology annotation, molecular function: DNA-binding transcription factor activity, RNA polymerase II-specific; RNA polymerase II cis-regulatory region sequence-specific DNA binding. Lineage: Eukaryota; Metazoa; Chordata; Lepidosauria; Squamata; Colubridae. The record is from RefSeq and is a predicted model, not a curated record.